AUGGCUGACUUUUUUGAAAAAGCUCGAAAAUUAGAAUCACGCGUACAAUCGGAUACUGAUCUUAAACUAUCAGAUACAUUAAGAUAUUAUAUGCGUGAUUCCAAAGCAGCACUUGAUUUAAUGUAUCGUCGUUCACGUUGUUUAGCAGAUUUUGAAACAGCAAAUAAAAAUUUAGAUCGUGCAAGAGCAAAAAAUAAAGAAGUUCAACAAGCUGAAACAACACAAGAAAAUAUCAAGAAAAAAUUUGAAGCGAUUUCAGAAAAAGCUAAAGAUGAAUUAAAUGAUUUUAAAACACGUAGAGUACAAAUGUUUCGUAAAAAUUUAAUUGAAUUAACUGAACUUCAAAUUAAACAUACUAAAGCUCAAAUUCAAAUGAUUAAAGGUGUUUUACAACAAAGUGAAACGCUCUCAUAA
Molecule: messenger RNA, 414 nt
Organism: Rotaria sp. Silwood2
Lineage: Eukaryota; Metazoa; Rotifera; Eurotatoria; Philodinida; Philodinidae
Source: the annotation of a GenBank genome assembly